AGCUUCGCAAUCUCUUCUGUUGGGUGUGAUAGAGUCUCCCUUUGGGACUCGGAUCUGUAAGAGGGGCAGGGGUGCCAGCCGUCCUGUGGGCCUACCCAUAUAAGCAGGGACACCAUAUUCUUCUCUUCCCGCAGAGCUACAUAUGCCAGGGGGCCGUCAGUUGAGUGACCAGUGACCACGGCCGCCUUCUGUCCGCCAGAGCACCACUCUUCUGUCGCCAUGGGUAACAACGCACCUCUGCCGGCGCCGCGGCGAAAAUCCGACACCGGCAGCCAGCCCAUAAGCCCUGCGCCGACCGUGUCACCACUCUACAGCCAGACUCCCAUGGGCCAUCCUGAGAAGCAAGACGAGGGAAUCAAGAUUUCGUCCACAGAAGCCUCGGUCUUCCUUGAUGGCAGCGACCAUGGUGGCCAUGCUCAGCAUGCAUUCGAGCCAGUUCCGUGCCGGGGCGCUUCCAACAAAAAGUUCUGGGAUGACGCCGUGCUUGAUAUCUUGCAAGUUCUACUGGUCAUCCCUUUCUUCUGCCUUGGCAUCAUUGUACUCGUCCAGGAUGGCAAGACGACAACCGAAGUCAAGUGGAUCCACCAUAUCACAGCGGCGAUAUCAUACGGCCCAACCGUCUUUCCCAUCCUGUUCUCACUUAUUAUCGGUCGGCUCAUGAAGGCUGCCCUGAGGUGGAGGUUAGAACGUCGGGCCACGGUAGAGACCAUCGAGCAGCUCCACGGCAGCCGCACGGUCACCUCCGCCAUUAUAACCCAGAUCAAACUGCAAAGCUUCAACCUCUUAGCGAUAGGCAUCGUCCUUCUCUGGGCCCUCUCGCCCGUCGGCUCACAGGCAGCCCUCAGAAUCGCCGCUAUCGUCCCUGUCGUCAAAAAUGUCGGGUUCAAUCUCACAUAUUUGGAUGUCAGAAACCAGUUCGAUCCUUUUGAUGUGGGCACCUCCAGGUCGCUCGCCACGGGCCUUUUUACCUCGUCCAUUCUGGUGUCCCAGUCCGAUGAGGGUUGGGAUGCGUGGGGCAACAUGAAGGUCCCCAUGAUCGAGAGUCUCGAAGGCGAUACGCCAAGCUUGAAUUGGAUCUCGACUGAAGGCCGUAACGUGUCGUACGCAUCGCUGAUCGGAAUCCCUGCCAUGAUCAACUCGACCCUGGAGGCGGCCGAAGGCACAGACGUUGCUUUCUCCCUCGACACGUCCUACUGGUGGAUGAACUGCAGCACCCAGAUGAUCACGAACGACUCUUGGGUGUUCCCAGACCACGACUUGGCCCACACCGAGGAUGGGAUAAACUCACUGGUCGCCUAUGAUUUCAAGGACCAAUCCACCCGGAUGGCGCGGGAAUCAGUGUACAGUCGUCGCGGCGCCAGCACCGAUCCAAAAGAUAUAGCAUGGUUGCCCAUCAACGACACGACGGCCAAGAUUAUGGACUAUUUCGACUGGCGACCCCGACGCCUUGACCUGAUAGCCAACAACACACGAAAGGCCGGAUCGAGGUUCGUCGCGAAAUGCAACAUGACCACAACGUUCGUGACCAUAAACGCCACCUGCAGCGGAGCUGUUGCCUCUCGGCCCUUGUCGACCUCGAGCCCGCUCCAGCGGUGCCGCCCCACUGCGGUCCGGCGGUUGCAGCUGAACGAGACGCGAAGCACCGUUACGAUCCUCGACUUCCUCCGCGUCAGCAGGAACAACACGGGCAGGGCGGUCGAAUUCCUGCAGGAUUUUGUGGCCGCGAGCCCCUCCGAUGCCUCCCCCCACGCGAGCCUCCACGUCGGCUACCUCGCCAACCCGAACAGCCCGGGCUCGUUCGAGAGGGAUUUCCCGGACUGGACGGCCGUGUCGGCGCGGGACUUUGGCAUGCGCUUCGCCCGCCUGCUCAACACAUAUUGGGUGGCCGCCGUCGGGUACAAGCCCGUGCAGGGGAACUUCGACCGCAAGACAGCCGAGCUGGACCAGCUCGGCGACGCGCCCGGCGGGCUCGGCGGGGUCUUCAACUACGUCGACGGGGGCCUGGGCACUGCGGGCAUACCGCACGAGGCGCUCAAGGCCGACGCCACCUGGGCGGCCGUCCUGCUGGUGGUUUCGGGGGUGCUGCUGGGCGCGGCCGUCGCGACGCUGGUGCUGAACGUGAGGCGCAGGACUCCGGGCGGCAUCGAGAAUUUUUCCAACAUGCUGCGCGACACGCCGCACGCCCAGGUCAUGUUGGGUGGGCAGAAGUGGCCCUUGACCAUGUCUUCCAUGCUGGACGGGUUUGAGCGGUCUAGGCUUUUGAAGGACGUCGUGGUCCAGGUCGGGGAUGUGGCACCGGCUGCGCCGUAUGGCUAUCUUGCUGUAGGCACGCCUGAGACGGUUGAAAUGGAAAGGUUGAAGAAGGGGAGAAAGUACAUGUGAGCAAGGCUGUUUUGUCCAGCAGUCAAGUACAAUGAUAUAGUGGGGCAAAUACGUUGUAGAAACUCGGGUUCCGGUUCCUCGAGUCUUUUCAUGAGCCCAGAUUGCUCUCACUCUGCCUCCAGCUUCCUACUCUAGCCCAAUAAACGGAUUUCUCGACUUGUCUGACAAC
Molecule: messenger RNA, 2551 nt
Organism: Gaeumannomyces tritici R3-111a-1
Lineage: Eukaryota; Fungi; Ascomycota; Sordariomycetes; Magnaporthales; Magnaporthaceae
Exons: 2
Coding region: 220-2382 (720 amino acids)
Source: RefSeq, a predicted model, not a curated record